Molecule: messenger RNA, 2271 nt
Organism: Aureobasidium melanogenum CBS 110374
Lineage: Eukaryota; Fungi; Ascomycota; Dothideomycetes; Dothideales; Saccotheciaceae
Exons: 1
Coding region: 1-2271 (756 amino acids)
Biological process (GO): DNA-templated transcription
Molecular function (GO): zinc ion binding; DNA binding
Source: RefSeq, a predicted model, not a curated record
AUGCCACCUGAUAUGCCAUCAAUGAACUCCUCCAUGGAUCACUCGAUGACCCCCGCAAUGAACACCUCAAUGACUCCGUCAAUGAACCCAUCGAUGGACCCCUCGGUGGAUCGCUUGAUGAACCCUCCAACGAACCCCUCGAUGAACCUCCCAAUGGACCAUGGCAGUACCGACCCUUAUCAGCUCUCAACAGAGCCCAUGAUCAUAAGUCAACAGGCUCCCAAUCACGUAUCAGUGCCUACAAAUGACCAUGAUGGUGGGUUUCUCCAUGACUUCCUGCAGAGUAUUAUUGGCGGUGACCCCUUCCCUCGGGAGAUCGCGCCAGGAGAGCACGUUUCAGGGACCUGGACCCCACGAAAUGUCUUCGAUUUUGGUGCGAAUACCGACCUUGAGUUGAAUGAUCUCGAUCUCAACUUCUUGGAUGGCUAUAAUCACGAGAUACCAUUUACUUCAUUUGUGGAGACCCCUGAGACCAACCGAUCUGUACCUGGGUCUGCCAGCGAGCCACCAUCCGCUCUUGGUGUUGAAUCACUUCAGAAAUCUUCUACGUGGCGUUUCCGUCCAGUGACCCAGGAUCGUGGCAUGGGCGACCAACAAAACAUCUCUCUCCCCAGUGGCGAGACCAGCAAGCGACUACCGGUGCAACGCAGAGUAACAUCCGAGAUGCUAUCAUACACGAUGCGGGAUCGUAUCAUGGCGCUUUUCAUGUCUUCUUCAAAUGAAGAGACGCUUCAGAAGACCAUGCAAUCAUUCCCGUCGCUUGAGCUUCUGGAUAGCCUGUUGCAGUACUUCCUAUCAUCUAAGACUGCGAUAUCAAACAGGAUGAUGCAUCUCCCAACGUUUCGUCCAAACAACGCAAGGCCAGAGCUGAUAGCAGCAAUGGUUGUUGGUGGAGCAACUCUGGCCCCAGACGUUAGUUUGAGGAAGAUGGGGUUUGCGCUGAUGGAAGUCAUCCGUGUUGGAGUUCCCCAGAACAUUGAGAGAGACAACACACUCAUUGGUGAUAUCGAGUGCGUCACAUCACUCUGCAUCGGAUUGAGCGCCGGCUUGUGGAGUGGUAAUUCACGCAAGAUGGAAAUCGCGGAGAGCUUCCUGCAACCAUACCUUACCAUGUGCCGACGUCGAGGCUGGUUCCGCAGGUCCGCCUAUGAAACCAUAGUCCCGUAUCCUACAGAUGUGGGAAAGGCUCUUGAAGACAAGUGGCAUGCCUGGGCUAAGCAAGAAAUGCGCAAGAGACUAGUCUUCUAUCUUCUGGAGUACGAUACCCGUCAGUCGAUCGCGCUCUUCACCAAUCCACUUAUUUCUUAUGCGGAGCUCGGACUACCUCUGCCAGAAGCAGAGAGCCUGUGGCUCGCAGCGACAGCUGAGAAGUGGAAGCAGACGUACUUAAAUUUGAAUCAGCACAAACAAAGAGAGCCUUCGCUCACUGAUCUUUUGCAGGAUGUUGAGCUUCUCGGGGAGGGACACGAUAUGUUUGACGAGACAACAGCGAGUCAGGCCCUGCUCGGCGCUGCAUGGCGACUGAUUUGGGAGUACCGGCAAAUGUGCUCUAUCAGCAGAGGUCACGCUAGCUCUUGGAGCAAUUCAAAAUUGCUUCUGUCAUCGCGUCUGACUGAGUUGACAAAGCUGCUCGAUUGCGUGAAGAUGAGCUCUCAUACCAAUACCGCCAUGACUCUUUCCCUGGAGCUGCUGCACAUGCAUCUACAUAUCUCUCUUGAAGAGAUGCACCUCUUCGCUGGCGCAGAAGGUCAUUCGGAAGCAAGAAGGGUGUACCCCUUGCUGCAGGACUGGGCCAAGUCAUCAAGUGCUCGCCAAGGCGUCUAUCACGCCGCUCAGAUCGUGGCGGCGGCAAGAAAGAUACCCACUGGAUGUCUGCGCGACUUCCACGCGAUUGUGCUGUAUCAGGCCGGCCUCGCGUUGUGGUCGUACGGCGUGAUCUCGAAUUCUGCGCUAACAGAAUCUGCUCUCGACUCCAUGAGCAAUACAUCAUCUGUAAGACGUGGCGAGAGUAUCGUGAUGCUGGACGAGGCCGACAAUGGUGCGCAAAGGUUUAUCAACUUGAACAAAGGACAGGCUGCCAUCAAGAAAGCUGUUGGUGACCCCAGCGCUUCGCAUGUGCUAUUAUCAGAUCCUGCUGCGGUAAUGGGUGUGCUUAUGGACGUGUUCAGGAUGAACGGGAGGCCGUCGAGGUCAGCGCCGCCACUGGUCGAGAAUCUGCUCGAACUCAUGGAAGGGCUGCGACUCGCAGUUAUGGAGCCUAGCAGCAGUUGA